Molecule: messenger RNA, 846 nt
Organism: Olea europaea var. sylvestris
Lineage: Eukaryota; Viridiplantae; Streptophyta; Magnoliopsida; Lamiales; Oleaceae
Product: LEAF RUST 10 DISEASE-RESISTANCE LOCUS RECEPTOR-LIKE PROTEIN KINASE-like 1.2
Exons: 3
Coding region: 1-846 (281 amino acids)
Molecular function (GO): polysaccharide binding
Source: RefSeq, a predicted model, not a curated record
AUGGACUACUGUAGAAACAUCCCAUCAGCAAUGGACAGCUUGCAAUAUAGUCCACAAAUUUUUCUUGACAUCUUUACAUAUUUGUAUAUUCUAUCUUAUCCUUCAUCAAAAAAAUCUUCUGCUGCUGAUUGUCGGUACGAAGCAUGCGUGCCCAGGAAUUGUGGCAAUGGCCCAAACAUUAAAUUUCCAUUCUAUAUUGAAGGUUUGCAAGAAUCCUACUGCGGUUACCCCGGAUUCCAUCUCAAGUGCGGCAAACAUGGCUAUCCAACGAUUAAUUCAACAGAAAAUGACUAUAUAGUUGAAAACAUUUCCUAUGCUAGUCGUUCUUUUCGUGUUUAUAAUGCUGCUGUUUUGAGUAAUUUAAAUGGCAGAUGCCUUCCACAAAUCAGGAACACGACACUUCCAAUUAGAGAGUUUCAUUAUGUUAAUGUAACAAGUCUUUAUUUGUUGUCCAAUUGUAUUGAACCGUUGUCUAAGGAUCUUUCGCGAUACAAGGUUGACUGUCAGGGUGAGAAUAGAGAUAAUUUGGAUUUAGCAAUUUUGGAUAAGGAUGAAAAUUUGCAGAAGGGAUUGGAAAAUUGUGAAAAAAAUGUGGUGGCGCCGGUGGAAGUGCAUGGAGAUAAAGAGAGGAUUGUAGUGGGAGAGUACGAGGAGAUUUUGAGAAGAGGGUUUGAACUGAAUUAUCGGUCAUCCAGUUGCUGCAGUAUAUGUGAGAGCAAUGGCGGCCGAUGUGGCUUUAAUGACACUAUUUCCAAGUUCCGUUGCUUCUGCCCUGAAGGACCCGAUAGCCAGAGUUGCCGACGUGCAGAUGCAGGCAAUUCAACAGAAAAUCUUAACACCAGAUAA